Messenger RNA from Xiphias gladius (swordfish), 1763 nucleotides. RefSeq names its product GP1 homolog, RAB6A GEF complex partner 1 (gene rgp1). Bases 433 to 1593 code for a protein of 386 amino acids. Gene Ontology annotation, biological process: retrograde transport, endosome to Golgi. The transcript is spliced from 9 exons. The record is from RefSeq and is a predicted model, not a curated record. Gene Ontology annotation, cellular component: Golgi membrane; Ric1-Rgp1 guanyl-nucleotide exchange factor complex. NCBI's taxonomy places the organism in Eukaryota, Metazoa, Chordata, Actinopteri, Istiophoriformes, Xiphiidae.
ACGACCACCUCUUGUUAGCGCUGCCACGUGACGUCUCUUAAAUGGCCGACCAAAAAACAUUACCGAAGUUCUGAACUGCUGUUUUAUUCUUGAAAUAAUGGUUAACUAAAAUUGAGAUAUCACUCGGACGUUGAGCAGAACUUCUUCUCAAAUAAAAUGCAUGUUUUUUGAUAUAUGUUUCUAUUCUUUUGAAGUUUUGUUUUCCCGUGGUUCGUGAUUUGUUGCACAGCAGCGGAUAUCGAAUAUUCCUUAGAUUUUUUUUUGUUUGUUUAUUGUAGCUGGAAUGGUAGCUAAAUAGAUAAUAUGUCAAUGUAUGUCCGUCCCUCUGGACAUAUGGUCAGAUAUUGAGUUGUUUUAUUCGAGAGGUAAAUUCAGGUGUGCCUCGGGAUAAGACAACGUAAUUGUCUCGCAGCAGUAUCGUUUGAGGCCAAGAUGAUCGAGGUGGUGGCUUCCAUGGCCCGAGGCCCCGUGUUUCUGGCCGGGGAGCUCAUGGAGUGUCUCAUAACUUUCACCAACCCGAUAUCCCACCUCUCCACCUCUGCCAGCAGUGAGAUGCUGGCAUGGGCCAGCGCCCAGAUUCACUGUCAGUUUCAUGCCAGCGAGAGCAGGGUGGCCCUCCCGUCCCAGGGCAAUAAACAGGAUGUCCAGGCUGAAAGCGACACAGUGCUAAUUCCAAGUAGAGGAGAGCGAGGGCAGUGUGUGCUGGACACACCACCUAAGAUACUAUUUUGUGACCUGCGCCUGGACCCUGGGGAGAGCAAAACCUAUUCAUACAGUGAGGUUGUACCCAUAGAUGGUCCUCCUAGUUUCCGUGGUCAGGCAGUGAAAUACGUCUACAAACUGACCAUUGGCUGCCAGAGAGUCAACUCUCCCAUCAAACUACUCCGAGUUCCCUUCAGAGUGCUGGUUCUGCAGGGCAUGCCAGAACCUCCAUUUCCCCAGGAUGAGGAGGUUUCUCCUUCUAACCCGUUCCUAGAGGAAGAGGAAGCGAGCCGCAGGGAUGCUCGGCCUUUGGAGAGAGCACUGGACAUGCUGAUGGUCACCACCUCAAGACGCUGCCCACACAUGUUCAAUAUCACCAAUAUGCGAGGGAAAGUGGCAAAGUUCUGCAUCUUCAAGACUGUUUACAGACUUGGGGAGGACAUCAUCGGCACAUUCAACUUCUCAGAGGGCGACAUCCCCUGCUUACAGUAUUCCGUGAGCCUCCAGAGUGAGGAGGAGAUCCAGCAGCAGUACCAGCGGCGUCCCGGCCAGGCCGUCAGUGUGACCGGACACGGGCGACACAUGGAGUCCUGCCUCCACACUGCCUCGAGCCACUUCUCCCUCCCCAUCCCGCUCAAUGUCACACCGGGUUUCAGCACAGACAUAGUAUCUCUUAGGUGGCGGCUGCACUUUGAAUUCGUCACCGCCCGGGAGCCUAUGGAACCACCCACCGUUCUGCAGAACCAAUCAGAGGUCACAGUUUGGGCCGGGGCAGAACUUGUCGAUGUGGAUACCUUCAGCUGGGAUCUGCCAAUCAAGGUCCUGCCUACCAACCCGGCCUUGGCAUCCUACGUGUCCCAGUUUACAGGGACCAACAGCAUUAAUAUUUGACUGUGAGACUAUGACCGAGAGAUGAUCAGGCAUUAAUAUUGUGUUUCUGGGGGUCUUGACAGAUGAUUGUGUGGUCCUGUCUGUGUGUCUGUGUGUGUGUCUGUGUGUGCGUGUGUGUGUGUGUGUGUGUGUGUGUGUGUGUGUGUGUGUGUGUGUGUGUGUGUGUGUGU